Labrus bergylta (ballan wrasse) is the source of this 5257-nucleotide messenger RNA. It is a transcript of the gene chst1, whose product is annotated as carbohydrate (keratan sulfate Gal-6) sulfotransferase 1. NCBI's taxonomy places the organism in Eukaryota, Metazoa, Chordata, Actinopteri, Labriformes, Labridae. Gene Ontology annotation, molecular function: N-acetylglucosamine 6-O-sulfotransferase activity; keratan sulfotransferase activity. Gene Ontology annotation, biological process: keratan sulfate proteoglycan metabolic process; carbohydrate metabolic process; N-acetylglucosamine metabolic process. The record is from RefSeq and is a predicted model, not a curated record. Gene Ontology annotation, cellular component: Golgi membrane; trans-Golgi network.
GAGAAGGGGGGCAGAGACUGUGUGAGAGAGGCACAGAGGUGUUGAAACGCGGUGGGGACAGACAGAGCAGUAUUCCCCCCCUGCGCUGUGUUGCUCACAUAUUAUAUGCAUUAGCGCAAUACCCUGUGUGUAAAAAUGGAUACCGGUCGUCACGAUUUCUAACACACGGGUGUAAACAUUUGGGUCGUGUCCUCCUCCCUCCAUGUGUGGACCACAGACAGACGAGCUUCGGUGGAGCUCCCGGUAACAGUAUUCGUCAUGUCGCCUCCACAGCCCACUCGUCGCCUCCUGCUGACGGCAACGACACUGAAAAGAGCUGACUCUGCCUUGGCGUCCUGAUGCAUAAGUCAAGCCACCAUGCAGUGUUCUUGGAAGUCUGUGAUGCUGCUAGCAUUAGCAUCCAUCGCCAUCCAGUACACGGCUAUCCGCACCUUUUCCACCAAGCCUCUUAGCCUGCUGUAUUCUGGUCUGACACCUACGGGCCAUGCAGUCAACUGCAGCCUCAGAGAUCUGACUAAACUUGGCCGGCAGAGACUCGAGGGCACAGACCAAGGCUGCGAUGAGGCCAGGACACCCUCUGCCUCUUCUGUUGACUCGGUUAAUGCCAACAAAAGAAUCCAUAUUCUCAUUCUGGCUACGACACGGAGUGGAUCCUCCUUUGUGGGUCAGCUGUUCAACCAGCAUCCAGAGGUAUUCUACCUGUUCGAGCCUCUGUACCAUGUCCAGCUGGCUCUGCUCCCACGGCUGUCACAGAGCAAGAACCAGGCUGAGAGGAGGGUGAUGCUGGGAGCAGCCAGAGAGAUGCUGAGGUCUCUGUACCACUGUCAGCUCAGCAGUCUGGAGACUUACAUACGACCCCGUCCCUCCAACCACUCCACUGACAAGCUGUUCAGACGAGGAGCCAGCCGGUCUCUGUGCACCCCUCCUGUUUGUGAAGCCCCUCUUGGCCUGGAGGCUCAGAGUCUGGUGCUGGCUGAUGAGGGGGAGUGUGUGAGGAGGUGUGGGCCGCUCAACCUGUCACUGGCUGCUGACACCUGUAGAGGAAAGCGCCAUGCAGCCAUCAAGACCGUCCGGAUUCCCCAAAUCAGUGACCUCAGAGCGCUGAUCCAGGACCCGAGACUCAACCUGAAGGUUGUCCAGCUUGUUCGAGAUCCACGCGGCAUCCUGGCAUCCCGUAUCGAGACAUUUCGAGACACUUACCGCCUGUGGCGUCUGUGGAGAGCGACCGGACGGCGUCCCCACAACCUGGACCUGGGACAGAUCAACACAGUGUGUGAGGACUUCCUCCGGUCCGUGUCCACGGGGCUGCUGUCCAGACCUGCCUGGCUCAGAGGGAGGUACAUGCUGCUCAGGUAUGAAGACCUGGCCAGGUUUCCUCUCCAGAAGGCCCGAGAGCUUUACGCUUUCCUGGGUCUUGAUCUGGACCACAGUGUAGAGGACUGGAUCAUCAACAACACUCGGGGUACUAGUGAUCUGUCGUCACGGCAGAAGUUCACCACAGUUCGGGACUCUGCUGCUAAUGCAGAGAACUGGAGGGUGAAGCUGUCCUUUGACAUGGUCGUUUACACCCAGACUGCCUGCAAACCUCUGCUUGAGCUCCUCGGAUACAAGAGAGUUUUCCACCCCAGAGAACUGAGAAAUGUCUCACGGUCCUUGGUGGAGGACAGGACGUUCCUCCCAUUUCUUUAAACAACUGAUGAUUUACAUCUAUCCUAUACAGGCUUUAGGAAACUAUCUGUCAAAGCAGUACUAUAGUUUAUGAAGCACAUUACAUGAUGGAAGCUGUCUUACUGACCGAUCUUGUUUUUCUCACCAUGUCUGUGCUGGAAAAAGAGCUGUGACCAUCCGUCUAUCUGUUUAAAACUUAAAGUUCUAUAAAAGAAUCCAGAAUUAUUUCACUUUGCAGCAGUUAUCACAUCUAUCUAUCUAUCUAUCUAUCUAUCUAUCCCUCCAUCAAUCUAUCCAUCUACAUAACUUCCCUGACCCAUGACUAAUCAACUAUGUAGGUUACAGCCAUUUUUCAAAUGUAUAUUUUUACAUAAUGGUGGGUAUUCUCAGUUGGACAGUGCUAUGAAAAUGAAUUUCCCCAUGUGGACUCUAAAGUCUAAACUCUAUAUAUAAUCUAUAUAGCAGCAAUACAUGCGGUACAAUCACAAGGUCGCUGACUUAAAUCAAUUUAUCACUACAGGAGGAUUCUGGUUUUAUAAAACCUUGGGUUUCACAUUUUGGGGUCAAGGUGAACAUGUAAAGUACUAAAUGUUUUUGAAUAGCUUGAGUAGAUCUCUCCAACCAGCUUUGGAAAAACAGCCUGUAAUGUAAAGGCAUUUACAGUUUUUCUCUGUCGCUUUGGUACAUUUCUCGAAUCAUCCUCGACAUUUGCAAAACAGUAAGUGCAUUUCUCAAAACAAUUCGUACAAAUAGCAAAACACCAUGGAUUACCUGCAAAAGCCAGUCUCUUGCUCAAAAUCCUGAGUUCAUCUCUCAAAAGUAAAUAUCUGUGUCAAUGAACAUGUCAGUGCCAUCAGAAUGACAAGUCCUUGUGUCAUUGUGUACGGAUAAGACAGUCAAAUUGCUUAGUUACGUUGUCAAUAUAACAGUGUACUCUGGAGGGGUGUUCUGAUAUAAACUAUGGCUAAAGUUCUGAUAACAAUUAUUGUAAAUUGUAAGUUACACCUUAGUGUAUGUGGGAGAUUGAUUGCAAGAGACUGGACAAGAUUCACAUUUACGCUUUUACUGUUUGUACUGUAAUUUUUUGACAGACCAUGUCAUUGUGAUACAGAAAGGAAAAGACAGCACUGCAUAGCACAAAGAAAAAAAACAAAAAAACAAAAGUAGAAAUGUGACCAUAGGACAAUCUCCUGAGGAAAAACUGUACAUGCAGUGCUUUGGAAUUACAGUGCAGUCUUCCUACACCUCCUGACGUUGACGCUGGUGAUCAUAUACUUUCCAGUAUUUCCAGUUGUUCUCCCAACAUUUGGCUGCACCCUUCGACCAGCCUCGGCCAUUGUAAGCCCAUGAUUGAGAACGUGGUCUACAAGUGUGGCUCUUAUCUCAUCAGGAACGCGCAUAUGUCCUCGGGCUCUUCUGCCUUUUCCUCUGUUUUGCCUCCCAGCUCCUUUGCCACGCAGCCUCACUCCUCUUCCUCUACUUCUUCUCUCUGGCUGUUGACCCCGUCCAAUUCCUUGUCCUUCCAUUGUCAGACAUUGUAACAUUGUGUUGUGCUCCGGCUAUAUAUGUACUUGCCAAUUGAUGGUUCAUGAGAUGCACCUUUGAGCUAUUUCAGAAAACUGGUUGAUCAUUGGUUGAUCUAAUGCUUCACACAUUUCCCUUCAUUAGAGAAAGUCAAGAUUCACCUGGGAGCUAUUUACCAAUUCAGGACAGAUUUAGAAAAAAAGUCUAAUGUCUAUAGAAAUAUGCUUGACAUAUUAUGACAACUUGUUCAACCAUUUUGCAUGUAAAGACUUAUGCGAUGAACCAAUGCCUAAAUGUUGUGGGGGGUGAGACUAUUCAACAGAGACCCAUUAUAAUACAUUUUGAUCAACAUGACAUAAGCAAUUGAUAAUGUAGGAAACAGCAGAGAAUUGUACACAAUAAUUUGAAUGGAUAUACCAAAGCAUUUGCAACUUGUUCAAAGAAAUGAGAAACUGCUUUUUUGAUGUGCACAAGUGACACAAUGAUGUGAAGAUUGAACAAGUAGUUUUGAGAAUUUCAAUUCUGAUCUGAGAAAUGUACCAAAGCGACUGAGAAAAACUGUAAGUACACUGAAUAAAAUUUCCUUUUUUUGCCAAUAACAAGCUCACAUUCGGUUCUAUGGGUUUUCCACCAUGACAGCAAUGAUCAAAACAGAUAUUUAUCUUUUUGUCAUUAAUUACUGUAAGAUGCAGUUACAGCUGUUACACAUCAACCUUAAGUCCCGUUUCCACCAAGCAGUCCAGUUUAGCUGCUUUCGGUAAGUGACACAUUUGUCUGUGCUUUUACUGUCAAACAUUGGGGAUGGUACCAAGAUAACUAAUCCAUACCCUUCUACUUCUUUGGUACCCUGUUGAGGUGCCAAGCGUACCGAUCCGACACUAAAGGUUGGAGCUUGACACACUGCAGUCUGCUGAUUGGUCAAAAGAAUCGUAACUUCCUGUGCUACAGUGGUAAGAAAGGACAAACACAAAACGCAUCAUGUUUAAAUAUCCUGUGGAUUUGGAGAGAGUAAUUUCAAGGCUGUUUUUGUUUUUUGUGACUAUUGUCAGCGCGUAGCACUGCCCUAUGGACAACCUCUGAGAUGCAGACCUUCUUAAGAAUCAUUGAUCUUUGUUUACUGUGUCACGUUCUUCUUUGUUUAAUUUAUUGGCUGUCUACAUUAUGUCAUGCCGCUGUGAUUUAGUGAUGUGUAAGGGUACGGUUGUCUGUGGAAACGCAAGCAAGAUCAGGGUUUACCGUACCAAACUGUACCCAGAUGAACCUGACCGCUUUUAAGGCUACCAGAAGUCAGUGACUAAAACGUUAGUUUUGGCAGAUCACAGGAGUUUGUGAUCUACCAAUUCCUUGACUAGUGAGUUUAUUGGUGAUGUUGUGUUAUGGUGAACUCAUUCUCAUUUUGGUAAAGUCAUUCUUUAGCACAGAAACAAACUAUUUGAUCGCAGAGUUAGACCAGCAACUAAUGCUUUUGGCAUAUACAAUUGACAAUAUUGUUAAUGGAGUGUGUUUUUUUAAGAGAGCCAUGAAAAGGUGUUUUCUGUUUUUUUUUUUUUUAAACGCUUCUAAUCCGUAAUCCUAAUUGGCAAAUUAAGACAUUUUCCAAUUAUGAUUACCGCUAAUACUUGUGCAGCUGCACAACUUUUUAUGUACAGUUUUCGCUGAUGGGGUUCAACAGAUCCCUGAUCAGCCUUUCCACACCAUGUAACCAUUGAUAAAAAGUGUGACUAAACUGUGACAUAUGUACAAUAACCAGGUAGUGUCAGGACCAGACAAGUUGCAGAUUAUUUUCAUGCAUAAAUUCAAAUAAACCUAACCAUCUUAUAUAUUUUCAAUUUAAGAAUGUUUUACUUUAGUAACACAAUGUGAAGGUGGAUAUUAAUAUAUUUUAUUUAUGAAUCUGUUUUUAUCCAGAUUCAAAAUCAUGUGAAAACAACAUGCAGACAAUUUAAAUGUAAAAACAUGAUGUUCACAUUCUUAUAGAACAUGAAUUCAUGACUAUGUGAUACUUUCACCAUGUCUCAUCAUAGCAGGAAAAUGAACGUGAUCCAAUUAAAACAAGUCAUUGUCA